GUGCUGUUUGACUUGACAGAUGGCAGGCGGGAGACGCUCCUCACGGCUGUCUCUCUCGGUCCGUUGGUCCAUCCCGGUUCCCAUUGUCUCCCCCUUUUUCCACUUCUUCUUCAAGACAAACCCCGAGACCAGAAACUCAGCGUCAGACGUCAUUUGGCUCCGAUCCGCUUUUUUUUUUUUGCGCGUCACGUUUGGAGACUUACUUCGACCGGGGAUUUGACAUCGCUCCAUUCUGCGCGGAAUUUGGACAUCCGUGUGUUUUUUUUGUUGUUGUUGCUUUUGGGUUUAUUAUCGUGGAAGUGCCUUUAUCACAACGAAGAAGGCUGGUGGGGGAUCAACCAUCGGAUCAGGCUUCUGAGAAAAGAAUAAAAUAAAAUACAAAAAAAAAAAAAAAACCCUUGUAGUGGACCAGAGGGGAGAUGAUCCUAAAAAGGGAGACUCAUUAGACAGAAAGAGCCCCAGAAAUCAUCUUCCAGGAGGCUGACAUAAAUCAGAAGACCCCAUCAACGCUCUCAGCCUCCACUGCCUGUCUGGAUAAGUCAGGGCAUUUAGGAGGAAAAAGUCGUGUGGAAAGAACACAGCGGCGUUUGGGUGAGGAUGUUGCCGUUACUUCCCCUGAGAUAAGAAGAGGAGAGGAGCUCGUUUCUGUCUCUGUUUGUGUGUGUGUGUGUGGAGGUGGGAUCAUAAAUAAAUAAAUGCAAGGACCACUUUCACUUGUUUCCUCCACCUGGAAACAAAUUACCAUCACCAAAGCAGGCAAUCAAGUGUGGGGGGGUCUUUAAUCGGAUUAUUGAGCAAGAGAUCUGAGAGAUCCGUGGGAAUAUAUCCAGCCAGUUCCACCAUCUGUCUGGUGCUGUCCAGGAUUGUGCCAGUUCAGCAGGGAUAAAGAUGCGACUCAGUGAGAUGAGCCCCGAACGGAUUACCAGUCCUACAAGGUGAAGUCUGGAGAAGCCCAACCGACACAGUUGGAACAUUUUCUCACCGACGAAAGGGGGGGAGCUUUUAUUUUGUUGGCCCUUGGAGAAGACCUGUUUGAUUUUUUUAUUUGUCCUGCUAAAAUGCACAUUAACAGCCUGUUAUUAAAGAUAGAUGAUAAUGUGUGGUCCUGAAUUCUCCUAAAUCGUCCUAAAGGUCCCUUUUCCAUAAUUGAUCCCUGACCUGGACCUGUGUGUGUGUGUUUUUUUUUUAAUGAGACCCCUCAUCAGCCUUUCAUCUGAAUGAAGUGGUUGCUCUGAGCACCAAAGAGCACAGGGGCUGCGCUCCGCUCUCUGAGGCCGCGGAGCAGCGCCUCCACCUGGGGCUGCCAGACAGCCAGACGGGCCCCUCGCUGGAGGGGGUGGGCGUGGAGGUGAAGAAGAGACUUUGGGGAUUAUCUGGAGUUUCUGGACCUCUGCACAGGAGGAGGAAGUCAUGGGGUGUUGCAGCGGCAGGUGCACCCUGGCCUUCAUCUGCGGCAUGCAGCUGGUCAGCGUGUUGGAGCGUCAGGUCAUUGAUUUCCUGGGCUACCAGUGGGCUCCCAUCCUGACCAACUUCCUACACAUCAUCGUUGUCAUCCUGGGCCUGUUCGGCACCAUUCAGUUCCGACCCAAAUAUGUCACCGGAUACGCAGCCUGGCUCGUCAUCUGGAUGACCUGGAACGUUUUCAUCAUUUGUUUUUACCUGGAGGUUGGAGAUCUGUCCAGGGAGUCUGACCUUGUCCUGACGUUCAACCUGUCCAUGCAUCGCUCCUGGUGGAUGGAGAACGGCCCCGGGUGCAGGGUGACACCCAUCACCCCUCCUCCCUCUUGGGCACCCGAGGACCACAGAUAUAUAUCUAUAUCUGGCUGUCUGAUGGACUUUGAGUUCAUCGAAGUGGCUCACUCCUCCCUGCAGAUACUCCUGGCUUUGGCGGGGUUUAUCUACGCCUGUUAUGUGGUCAAGCUCAUUUCUGAGGAAGAAGACAGUUUUGACUUUAUAGGCGGAUUUGACUCCUAUGGUUACCAGGGACCCCAGAAGACCUCCCACCUCCAGCUACAGCCCAUGUACAUGUCAAAAUAAGCCCAGAAGCUACUCCGGAGGAGCUGCCUUACCAGUGAUCACCGCUUAGAGCCCUGCGUUUACCACUCCAACUCUCUUCUAACAAACAGAGACAGACCUGUAGACAGAGGAUAGAUCACACUUACCGUUUCUAGCUCCAGAUACCCUGAAAUGCUCAAUCAGAUGGCAUCCUCUGGCUCGGUUUGUCCGCCGAUGGACUCUCUGAUGAAAUACUGGCAUCAUGUGGCCAAGAGUGGUAACCGCAGCAUCUGUCAGCCACACCGAUUUCAUGUUUUUGAAGCCCAGUCAGGAGCUAAUAUUAUGAUUUGCCUCCUGUUUUUUUGUUUUUUGUUUUUUUUGUUCUCCCCUGAAUGGAUAGCUGUGAGGGAAGACCGAGGGGGAUGCAAUAAGGUUGACUUUCCUCAGGCUGUCUGAAAGAAUUUAAAAUCCUGCUGUCAAAUGUCAAAUCUGAGCCCACUAACUUCAAGAUACCGUAACAGAAUGAUCCGGCUCAAGACUCCUUGAGUGCUUUCACGCAGAUACGCCUGACCAAAGAUGUUAAAGUAACAAAACUCAAACUAAAAAAAAUCAGCCACUCCUAAAACCUAGCCGAGCUUUUUUCGGCUCUUGGUGCCUGACAGUUUACUCACCAGACUUCCAACCAGGAACCUGUGAAGGGGACGACUGAUUGAGAAAUGUUGGACAUUGCUUUUCUAAAACCUACUUUUCCUGCUGCAUUUUAGGAUCCGGUCACGACAGCGGAAAGCGAUUCCUCGAAGGGAAGCCCGGGGACGCUCAUAAACCUGGGGUUUUAUGAAUGUUAACUAACAGCGGGAUACGACGACUUACAGGCUCUCAGCUCACACAUGCAUGUGAACGAGAUAACAUGCAUGCACACAGGUCCUUCUUACUAAUGUGAAUCUUAAACAAUGUUUACAAAAGUAAUGUCUCGUCGACAAAAAGGCUGGGCAGGGAUGGACAGAGGUGACCCCCCUUACCUUUUUAGCUGCAGCUUUUUGAGACGCCUAAAUAUUUUGUCUUCCACUCAAGACAGCCGCGGAGAGGUCGACAGUCAGAGCAGAGCUCCUCCGACCCCUACGCCGUCAUAUCUACAGCCCCUUGCAAAAGUUUCAGUAAGUCUUCAGCGUGUUUCGAAGAAGAUUUGAUGUGAUAGACAAACACAAAGUAGUUUUGUGACUCUGGAGGAGCAGCAGAGUUUGGCAGCUCAGGUGGUACAAUCCUUUGACAGGGUAGCUAUUAGCUGUGCAUUACAGAACUGUGGGAAAUUUGACAAUAUUACGUAAAUAGAUGGAUCUUUACAGCGUUAAUUGGCAAUGCUUCGAUCCCGCUUUAAUCAGCGCUACGCCAAACAUCUGAACCACAAUGAGAUAAGCCGUUAUAGUGACUCCACAAGAACAACUCAUCUCAAUGAACAUACCAGCCCUCUGGAUAAACAGCAUGCACUGAAAAAAAUAGACCUAAAAAUAAGUAAAAUGUUCUUAAAAUUAGUGUUUUUGUCCUAGAUUUGAGCAGGUAAAUAAGACCA
Molecule: messenger RNA, 3562 nt
Organism: Fundulus heteroclitus (mummichog)
Lineage: Eukaryota; Metazoa; Chordata; Actinopteri; Cyprinodontiformes; Fundulidae
Product: sodium/potassium transporting ATPase interacting 2
Exons: 7
Coding region: 1411-2037 (208 amino acids)
Biological process (GO): regulation of sodium ion transport
Source: RefSeq, a predicted model, not a curated record